Messenger RNA from Oryctolagus cuniculus (rabbit), 3632 nucleotides. It is a transcript of the gene DUSP7, whose product is annotated as dual specificity phosphatase 7. Lineage: Eukaryota; Metazoa; Chordata; Mammalia; Lagomorpha; Leporidae. The record is from RefSeq and is a predicted model, not a curated record. Gene Ontology annotation, molecular function: MAP kinase tyrosine phosphatase activity; MAP kinase tyrosine/serine/threonine phosphatase activity; protein tyrosine/threonine phosphatase activity. Gene Ontology annotation, biological process: peptidyl-tyrosine dephosphorylation; negative regulation of MAPK cascade. Gene Ontology annotation, cellular component: cytoplasm; cytosol.
GCCCCGCGGAAAAGUCACGUGGCGCUUCACUCGGCGCCUGUCACCACCCCGCUUGUAAAGCUUUCUUAAAGGGCCCGCACUCACUUUCCAGGGUCGGUCCUUUCGUGGGGUGCCUCCCCGCCUCCCGCGGAGGGUGCGGCGGCCGCGGACCGUCCUAGCCAGCCAGACGCCGAGGCACUGAGUCCCCAUCGGACCUGUGGGAUGUUCCUCAAGGAACAGCGCCUGCGGCCGUGUGGGGGACGAUGCGGUCGCCUGAAAUGGUGACCGCCUUAGCACAGUGCCUGGCACGCCGCAAACGCUCAGCUUCCAUGUGUUGAACGCACCUGCCUGAAUGGAGGGUGCUGGGCGUGAGGGGAGAGGUUACCUCAGCGUGGCCGCCCCCCGCCCCAUUCUCGGGGAGAGGCUGGUGUGAGUGUGGGGUGGGGGUGCCAGAGGUAGGAGACCUCCCGUGGGCACAGACAACCUGGGAGUGCUAACAGAAAGGGCUCGCGAGGGCGUCGGGCCCGGGCCCCCGGGCGGGGCGAGACAGCAGCGGCAGGCGGAAGCCUUGGAGCACCGGGCCCCGCACGCGCCCUGCGGGGAGGGGCGGCGGAGCGCGGCGCCUUUAAGCCCGGGCGCCGGCCCGCGGCCCCGCCCCCCGGAGGACGCCUCGGCGCGCGGCCGCCGGAGCCGCGGUUUAAUUGGGGCUGUCAGGCCGCGGCGCGCGCGGAGGGCCGGCCGGGCGGGACAGAGGCCGGGAGGCCGGGGCGGCGGGCGCGCAGGGCGGCGGGAGGCGGGCGCCCGGAGACGCGGCUGGGGCCCGCGCGGCCGGGGCGCCGUCUCAGGGCCAGGUGCCCGGCCCCGGCCCCGGGCCGCCCGCGCUGCCCAUGAAAAACCAGGUCCGCGGCCCCCCAGCGCGGUCGCACAUGUCGGCUUCGGGGGCGGCGGCGGCUGGGGGUACCCGGGCGGGGUCGGAGCCCGGUGCGGGGUCUGGGGCCGGCGCGGGCACCGGGGCGGGCCCGGCGACGGGAGCGGGAGCCAUGCCCUGCAAGAGCGCCGAGUGGCUGCAGGAGGAGCUGGAGGCGCGCGGCGGCGCGUCCCUGCUGCUGCUCGACUGCCGGCCGCACGAGCUCUUCGAGUCGUCGCACAUCGAGACGGCCAUCAACCUGGCCAUCCCGGGCCUCAUGCUGCGCCGCCUGCGCAAGGGCAACCUGCCCAUCCGCUCCAUCAUCCCCAACCACGCCGACAAGGAGCGCUUCGCCACGCGCUGCAAGGCGGCCACCGUGCUGCUCUACGACGAAGCCACGGCCGAGUGGCAGCCGGAGCCCGGCGCCCCCGCCUCGGUGCUCGGCCUGCUCCUGCAGAAGCUGCGCGACGACGGCUGCCAGGCCUACUACCUCCAAGGUGGUUUCAACAAGUUCCAGACUGAGUACUCGGAGCACUGCGAGACCCACGUGGACAGCUCGUCCUCGCCGAGCGGCUCGCCGCCCGCCUCCGUGCUGGGCCUGGGGGGCCUGCGCAUCAGCUCUGACUGCUCGGAUGGCGAGUCGGACCGGGAGCUGCCCAGCAGUGCCACCGAGUCGGACGGCAGCCCCGUGCCGUCCAGCCAGCCAGCCUUCCCCGUCCAGAUCUUGCCCUACCUCUACCUCGGCUGCGCCAAGGACUCCACCAACCUGGACGUGCUCGGCAAGUACGGCAUCAAGUACAUCCUCAAUGUCACGCCCAACCUGCCCAACGCCUUCGAGCACGGCGGGGAGUUCACCUACAAGCAGAUCCCCAUCUCCGACCACUGGAGCCAGAACCUGUCCCAGUUCUUCCCUGAGGCCAUCAGCUUCAUCGAUGAGGCCCGCUCCAAGAAGUGUGGUGUCCUGGUGCACUGCCUGGCAGGCAUCAGCCGCUCAGUAACGGUCACCGUGGCCUACCUGAUGCAGAAGAUGAACCUGUCACUCAACGACGCCUAUGACUUCGUCAAGAGGAAAAAGUCCAACAUCUCGCCCAACUUCAACUUCAUGGGGCAGCUGCUGGACUUUGAGCGGACGCUGGGGCUAAGCAGCCCGUGCGACAACCACGCGCCCAGCGAGCAGCUCUACUUCUCCACGCCCACCAACCACAACCUGUUCCCACUCAACACGCUCGAGUCCACGUGAGACCGCGUGCGCGGGUGUGCAGCUCAGUGCCCCUCCCGGCCCGCGCCGGGGCCAAGUGGGAGGGCCCAAGCCUGCUGGCCCUGGCCUGAGGAACACAUAGACGCCACCCAUGCCUGGGUCCCAGGCGGAGGCCUGCCUCUCGGGACUUGCCGAGGCCUGCAGAGCUCAGACACGGCCUGGGGGACCGCCGGGGCCUCUUGGGCCCAGAGCACCCUUGUGCUGCCGGCCUGGCCACUGGGGCUGGUUUUUAAAGACGCAUCGCGGCCCUGAGUUUACUCCAUACUUGGGGCACCUGAAUCCGCGCUCCCUGGAGCACAGAGAAUGUGCGAGCUCUUCUUGAUUUCUCUUUUUUUUUUAAUGGGAAGUAUUAUUUUCAGGCUCCACGCAGCGGUGGAUUGUUAUCAACCAGUAUUUCAUCCCUUUCUUGGUCCUGCGAGAGAGAGAGAGAGAAGCGUUCUCAGUUUCAUUCUCCCCACUUCAAAAAAGCAUUAUCGGUGUGUUUCACUUCCGUUUUCCAAUGGGAAAGACAAACCCCGCGUGGAUCUUGACCAAAUGCAUUUUGCACAUGUGUGAAGCCUCCGUUUCCUCGGCAGACCCUGCGGGUUGUGGUUGGUGGCCUGCACGGGGGGUCUCGGCGUACUCUGCGCUCCCAUCGCCCCUCUGGAGGUCCCUGCCCGAGGCAGAAGGUGGGGGGCCCUGCUGCUGUCCUAGCGGAGUGGCACCCAGGGGACUGCCAAGCAGUAGCAUUAGCCCUCUGGGCUCAGCUCCCGGGAGCUCCGAGCCCGGGGCCCUCUUGUGCACACGACCCCUCCUCUGUCUCUUCCUCUCUCGCUGGGUGUGGGGGGGAGGGCAGCCCCACCCCUCACCCCACGGACACCUGCCCUGCCCUUUUCCUUGUCCCAUGCCUUCUGCCACCAGGAAACCUGCACCCAUUUCAGCCCCAGGGCAGGGGCAGGCAGGGCACGGAUGGAUGAGUGGCAGGGGCAUAGGCUCUGUCCGUCCCACCCCAGUCCCCGCAGAACAAAGCCACGGAUUCCGUUACUCCCCUCCAGUUUUGUUCCUUUUUCAACCUCGGUUCCACCCAGCGUCAGGACUGCAUGGGAGCUGGGGUCCCUGCUGGAGCCAGCACUCGGCGCGGGAGCCAGGCCACGGAAACUGCACCCCUACCACGUCUUACCUCACGGGGGUGCUCUUCAGGGAUGCUCUCGGGCAGCGGGUUCAAAUCUUGCCACAGUCGAGAAAUUGACAAAAAGCUCCCGCGCUGUACAUGGUUCUCUUUUUCUCUCUCUCUCUCUUUUUAAUUUUUAACAAGACAAACCCAGAACGAUGUAUCAGAUUUGUGUGAGCGAGGGCGUGCCCGAGGGUGGCCAGUUUCGCUUUCUGACCGUAUGAAGGAAGAUUUGUGACCCUACAUAUAUAUACACACACACACACAGACGUAUAUAACUCCUGAGCCAGCAACGGGAGUUUGUUUAUAUUGCAAAUAAAUAUUAUUUUUUCUUUAAA